Cataglyphis hispanica is the source of this 4875-nucleotide messenger RNA. RefSeq names its product structural maintenance of chromosomes protein 3 (gene SMC3). Gene Ontology annotation, cellular component: chromosome. The coding region runs from base 206 to 3814 and encodes 1202 amino acids. Gene Ontology annotation, molecular function: cohesin loader activity; protein binding; ATP hydrolysis activity. The record is from RefSeq and is a predicted model, not a curated record. Lineage: Eukaryota; Metazoa; Arthropoda; Insecta; Hymenoptera; Formicidae. The transcript has 19 exons. Gene Ontology annotation, biological process: mitotic sister chromatid cohesion.
UAUCUCCCGCUCAAUGUAGGGAUUCUUACACUAGGCAACUGCCUUGUGUAUUAUACAAACGCAAGUGCAUGCAAAUGGUCAGGAACAAGUCGGUUAAAUUGUUUUCGUCGCGUUCAGUAAACAAAAAUCAUCUUGUUUUUCUUUCUUUUAUCUGUGUGAAUAACAUCGAUGCGAAUAACAUGCCUAUCUGAUUCCUCCUUGCAUCAUGUACAUUAAACAGGUAAUUAUUCAAGGAUUUAAAUCGUAUCGUGAACAGACAAUUGUUGAGCCUUUUGAUCCAAGGCACAAUGUAGUAGUUGGUAGAAACGGGUCUGGCAAGAGUAAUUUUUUUUAUGCCAUUCAAUUUGUCCUGAGCGAUGAAUUCUCCCAUCUUAGACCCGAGCAGCGGCAAGCGCUGCUGCAUGAAGGAACCGGACCUCGUGUUAUAUCUGCUCAUGUAGAGAUUAUAUUUGAUAAUUCUGAUGGGAGAUUGCCGAUUGAUAAAGAUGAAGUCUAUUUAAGAAGAGUGAUUGGUUCCAAGAAGGACCAAUAUUUUCUUAACAAAAAGAUAGUGACAAGAAACGAUGUAAUGAAUUUAUUAGAGUCGGCAGGAUUUUCUAGAUCUAAUCCUUAUUACAUUGUGAAACAAGGAAAGAUAAAUCAAAUGGCAACAGCACCAGAUUCACAGAGAUUAAAAUUAUUAAGAGAAGUGGCAGGCACUAGAGUAUACGAUGAUAAGAGGGAAGAAUCAAAAUCCAUUUUGAAAGAAACAGAAGGAAAACUAGAAAAAAUUGAAGAUUUUCUACGAACUAUAGAGGAGCGUUUAAAGACACUCGAGGAAGAGAAAGAGGAAUUGAAAGAGUAUCAACUCUGGGACAAACAACGUCGUUGCUUGGAAUAUACUAUUCAUGAACGCGAACUCAAAGAAAAUAAAAAGAAAUUAGAAGAUCUCGAGAAGUCAAGGGCAAAUAGUGGAGCUGAACAGGUGAGGUUGGGAGCAGAAGCAAAAACUGCGCAAGAGAUGGUACGUGCAGCUACAAAACGAUUAAAGGAAGCAAAAAAGGAAGUACAGUCUUCCAAGGAGGAGAGAGACACUCUUAGUGCGGAGCAACAGCAGUUAUUAAAAGAGAAAAACAAAUUGACUUUUACUAUUAAUGACUUACUGGAGGAAGUAAAAGGUGAUAAUGAUAGCAAGAAACGAGCUCAACAAGAAUUGGAAAAGUUAAAAGCUAAUAUUACUGAACGGGAAAAGGAAUUAAACGAUCUUAAGCCAAAAUAUGAUCAAAUGAAACGCGUCGAGGAAGAGUGUUUACGAGAAUUACAAUUAAAAGAGCAGAAACGUAAAGAAUUAUAUGCUAAACAAGGUCGUGGCAGUCAAUUCACCACUAAGGAUGAAAGAGAUAAAUGGAUUCAAAAUGAGCUUAAACAGCUCACCAAACAGAUAAAAGAUAAAGAGGAGCAUUACAAAAAAAUUAGCGAUGAUUUAAAGCGCGAUGCCGAGAAACAGAUCGCUCUGGAAAAAAAGAUAGGAGAUCACACACGCGAGAUGGAACGACAGCGCACAUCGAUAGACGAUCAUAAUAAACAAUAUUACGAGCUCACUAAAUCGAAGGAUCAGUGUCAAGCCACUCGAAAAGAACAAUACCGACAAGAAAGUGUACUGCAAUUAAAUUUAUCUGGUCUAAAGGAAGAUUUAGCGAAAGCAGAUCAGAGCUUAAGAUCUAUGGCUGGCAAACCUAUUUUGAAUGGCAGAGACAGUGUACGUAAAGUACUAGACACUUUCCGUACGAGGACAGAUAUGGCCCAAGAAGUGAGCAGUUACUAUGGACCUGUAAUUGAGAACUUUAAUUGCGACAAGAGCGUUUAUAUGGCUGUUGAAGUAACUGCUGGGAACCGAUUGUUUCAUCAUAUUGUGGAAACUGAUAAAUUCGGCACAAAAAUCUUAAAAGAAAUGAACAAUCAACGAUUGCCAGGAGAAGUGACUUUUAUGCCUUUAAAUAGACUUCACGUGAAGGAAAUUGAUUAUCCUCAGACCAGUGAUGCUAUACCCAUGAUAUCCAAGUUGAAUUAUGAUCCUAAAUUUGAUAAGGCAUUAAGAUAUAUAUUUGGGAAAACUUUAAUCUGCCGUAAUUUGGAAGCAGCUACGACUUUGGCACGAGAUUCUGGUUUAGAUUGUGUUACAUUAGAAGGAGAUCAAGUUUCAUCCAAAGGUUCCUUAACUGGUGGUUAUUUCAAUACGCUCAGAUCACGGCUUGAAAUACAGAAAACCAGAUCGGAAUUAAUGUCUCAAAUUUCUACUCUCGAGACUCAAUUAACGACGCUUAAGGAUGAAAUCAGAAAAGCUGAUCAAAAUAUCAGUUCUUAUGUUAGCGAAAUGCAGAAAACUGAAACUAGAAAUAGUAAAGCCAAAGAUAUAUAUGACAAAAUGAAAGCAGAAAUACGUAUUAUGAAGGAAGAGUUGAGCGCGAUAGAAAGGUGUCGAACACCUAAAGAAAGAAGCCUUCAACAGUGCAAAUCAAGUUUAGAAGCGAUGUGUGCGACUAAAGACGGCCUGGAAAGUGAAUUACAUCAGGAACUUAUGGCGCAAUUAUCUGUCGCUGAUCAGCAUCAGGUCGAUACCUUAAAUGAUGAUAUAAGGCGUUUAACGAAGGAAAACAAGGAAGCAUUUGCAAAACGAAUGCAAUAUGAAGCAGAAAAGAAUAAGUUGGAAAAUUUAUUAACAAACAACUUAGUGAGAAGAAAUGACGAGCUAAUUCAAGCUUUACAAGAGAUAUCGGUUGAAGAUCGACAGCGACAACUCGACGCGUCCAAGAUCCAGUUGGCGGAUAUUGAAAAGAGAUUAAUGAAAGUAAAUGAGGAUAUUAAAGCGCAGAAUGAAAAAGUUACUGCUGCUAUGAAAAAACAAAAAUCAGAAUCUUCUGAAGUCGAAAAAUGGAAAUUGAAAGAAAAAGAAGCACAGGAGAAAAUAGAAGCUGACGCAAAAGAUUUCGAGAAACUAGCGAGCAAAUUAAAUAUCUUGCAGCAAAAAAUAGCAGAGUGUACACAGAAAAUUACUGAGCUAGGCGCACUGCCGAGUCAAGAAAUUUAUAAUAAAUUUAAUAAUAUGUCCACAAAACAGCUCUUUAAAGAAAUGGAAAAGGCAAACAAUCAUUUAAAAAAAUACAGCCAUGUAAAUAAGAAAGCCUUGGAUCAAUUCAUGUCCUUCAGCGACCAAAAAGAAAGACUAGUAAAACGAAAGGAAGAACUAGAUCGAGGCGACGAGAAAAUAAAAGAACUCAUGUCAGUACUCGAACAGCGCAAGUGCGAGGCGAUACAAUUUACGUUUAAACAGGUGAGUAAAUAUUUCAGCGAAGUUUUCAAAAAACUUGUACCUUCGGGGCAUGCGCAAUUAGUCAUGAAAACUGCGGAUGGCGACGAAGGAGAUGAUGGUACAGCGGAGCCAUCUGAUUCUGAUAGAUUUAUUGGUGUUGGUAUAAGAGUAUCAUUCACGGCACAUAGAGGCGAAAUGCGAGAGAUGAAUCAACUCUCUGGUGGACAAAAGUCACUUGUAGCAUUGGCAUUGAUAUUCGCGAUUCAAAAAUGCGAUCCGGCACCAUUUUAUUUGUUCGAUGAAAUCGAUCAGGCGUUGGAUGCACAACAUAGAAAGGCGGUAGCGGAUAUGAUCCACGAGCUUAGUUCGGAUGCACAAUUCAUUACCACGACUUUCAGACCGGAAUUGCUGCAUCAUGCGAAUAAAUUUUAUGGAGUAAAGUUCAGAAAUAAAGUUUCGCACGUCGAAUGUGUGACGCAGGAAGAAGCUGCCGACUUCGUCGAGGACGAUACAACGCACGGUUGAAAUAUAGAAAUAUCUUAUUUAAAAAAUGUUUAUAAUACAGAAAACUUUUUUUAUAUAUAUAUAUAUAUUGAUAAUUUUUUAUAAAACUGAUAUAUGAGAUAACAGAUAUAAAGAAAAAGAAAGAAAACCUGUUUUUUUAUUUUUUUUUUUUUUUACAUUUAAUUAUUUGCAUUCUGUGCAUAUUAUAGCAUAUAAUAUGCAAAGAAAUCAUAUAAUUAGUAAUUAAAAGAAAGAUUUGGAUUGUGUACUUUAUUUUUUUAAGAUUAAUACUUGUAUUAUGUUACAAAUUACUUAUCAAAUUAAGUAAACUAUAUAUGUGAAAUGUAACAUAAAUUUUGAUACAUUUGAUUUUCAAAAGAAUAUGAAUGUAAGAAUAAAAAUUUACAUGAUUUAAAUUUUUGAUAUUUGUAAAAUUAUUUUUUUGUAUUAUAAACUUUAUAAGAUAAAAACUAAGGGAGAUAAGAGAAAUGUAAUAAUAAUAAUAAUAAUAAGUAUGCAUGUGACAAAAAAUCUUUGAAUUACUAUUUCAUUAUUCAAGACAAUUUUUAAAAUGAAUAUAGAAAAGUAAUAAAAAGACAAUAAAUGUUCUAAAGUAAAAGAGAGGAAUUUGGUUUAAAAAGAAGUUUAUUUAUUUGAAGCAUUCUUCUUGUAUUAUUUGCUUUAAUCAUACUUCGCAUUCAUCACAUUAUAUUAUAUAAUUUUUAGUAUUAAAAACUAAGUAAUCUUAAUAAAAUAAAUGUUAGCAGAUGCAUCAUAUACAGAAAUAAUUUCACUUUACUAUUUUAAGGGAUUAAUGUUUUUUAUAGCAAAUUAGGUUUGAUGCGUUUAGUGCACUUCUAGUGUGCAUAUAGUGCAGCCAAUCAUUCCUUAUUAGUUUUAGAUUAUUUUUGUACUUAAAAUAUAACACUAUCGCAGUAGUAGUGAUAUUCAUGGCUUAGCCAUUGGAUUGUGUUUUUUAUAAGUGAAUAUUACAUAUUAAGAAUUCACAGUUAUACUAUUUUUUCUUUGCGCAGAACUUCACGUAUAUACAUAUAUAUAUAUAUAUAUAUAUAUAUAUAUAU